UUUUAUUUUUAUUUUUUUUAUUUUUAUUUAUUUUAGUUUGUUUAUUUAAUUUUAAACCAAGGGUAUUAUAGAUAUUUUACCCUUUAAUGAAUGUCAUUUUUGUGACUUUCUCCUUCUAGUGCUAUUUUUGAGACAUAAACUUCAAAAGGUGCUAUUAUUGACAAUUGCCGUUCUUUAAAUUACUCAAAUAUGCACGUAGAUUUCUUUGCGUAAAAAAACACCCUGAUUUUUGAAUAUAUGGCUCAUGAUCUAGAAUUUGUAGAACUUGUACUAACAGUUGAGUGAACACAAAGUGUAAAAUGGCAACAUAUUAAAAGAGAAACCAAAGGGUAGCAUUUGCCUUUGUCGUCGAUCAUUAAUAGCUUUAAUCAAUGACGACAUUUUCCAAAAAGGGUCAAAAUAAUCUCAUGGGAAACUAUAAAACAGAUAACUCUCUUCUGCAAUGUGUACUAUAAAACAUAUAUACCCUAAAGAGAGGGUUAGAGAGAGAAGAGAAGUUUCGUUUGCAAUGCAGAUCUCCAUAAAGACGUUAAAGGGAAAGAGCAUAAACCUAGAGGUUGAAGAUAGCUCCAACACUAUCGACGUUAAGAUCCAUGGGGAGCCGAUGAGUGAAUUAGUUUUGCGACUUGGUCCUUCGGGUCGUAGUGAAGCAGCCAUGCAUAUAUUUGUAGUGACUCUUAACGGCACGACCUACACCCUCCAGGUUAAGAGAUCCGUUACCAUUGGAAAAGUUAAGACUAAGUUGGAGGAGAUUAGUGGCACUCCAGCGGACCAGCAGGCGAUGAUAUUUCAAGGCAAGUCGCUUGAGGACAGUUGGACUAUAGCCGAGUGCCAUAUCAAGCAUGAGUCGACCAUUCACAUGAUGCUUCGUCAAUGCGUAUCAUUUCUUGCAAAUUUCAAGAAAGAAACCAAAGGGCUGCAUUUAAUGCACUCACCAAGGAUGCAAGUAUAUAAAAAGAAAACCCGGAAGAGAGAAUGGAGAGUAACCAAAGGGAUUUUUGCAAUGCAGAUUUCUAUUAAGACAGUCGAGGGGAAAAACAUAAACCUAGAGGUGGAGGAUAACUCCAAGCCCGUCGACCUCAAGAUCUAUGGACCCACCCGUCAACUGGUUCUAGGUUUGAAUCCGGAUGCGUAUCCAACUCAGGACGCAGUCAUGCGGAUUUUUGUAUCGACUAUAAAGGAGAAAACAUUCAUCCUACAAGUGAAGGGGUCCGAUACCAUUAAAAAAGUCAAGACCAUGAUCCAUGAUCAGGGUGGCUUACCGGUGGACCAGCUGAAUCUUAACUUUCUUGGGACCAAGCUUGAAGACAGUCGCACCGUAGCUUACUACAACGUCAAGCCGGACUCCAAUCUUGUCAUUGUGCAGCGUGGUUGCAUUUGCUAAACCUUUCUCUUUGUUUUCCAAAAUAUUAUCAGUAUUGCUUUGGAUAAUUUCAAACACAAGUAGCUUUUUAAAAGUUCAUUUUGAGAACUUUAUAUCUUAGGGCUAAGGAAUAUAUAUUCUUAUGUUGUUAAGAAAUGGCUAAAAAAUUUUAAUGGUUUGAAAUAUCAAUUUUAGUUUAUUUGUCAACUUUCAAUUUUUGUUUUCUGUCACAAAUUAGUACGUAACCGUGUGAUCUACAAUACUUGGCAGAAAAAUAUUCGAAGCUCAAGAUUUUUUUUUAAACAUCAAACUGGAGGAUAUGAUAUUUUAAAAAUUCAAAAGAUAAUGAUUAAUACUUCGAAUAUUAUGUGAAAAUGACACUCUUACAAAAGGGAUGUUGCUACCACUUCUUUUACCCCCAAAUAUCAAUCACUGACAAAAAAAACAAAACUCAAAACAUGAUUUGUGGGUUGUAACGCCAAACCUAGCGGUUUAGUACUGUCUGGAUCACGUUUCUUUGCGCAAUUGUUAAUCCCUGCAGAUUUUGGAAAACAUGCCAAAACUAUUUUUUUUUUUACUUUUAUAUCAAAUUGUAAUAUUAUAAUGUAAUAUUUCUAUUUUAUUGUAUAUUUACUUAUUUUUAUUUUUCCUUUUAAUGUAAUAGUGCCACAUGAUUUCUUUUAGAAAUAUUCUGAUGACUUUUCCAAACGGGUCAAAAUACUAUCAUGGAAAAUUGUAUAUAUAUAAAGUUUCUUCUCAGUAAUGUACUAUGAAACAUAAUCUAGAGCGAGAGAGAGAGAGAGAGAGAGAGAGAGAGAGAGAGAGAGAGAGAGAGAGAGAGAGAGAGAGAGAGAGAGAGAGAGAGAGAGAGAGAGAGAGAGAGAGAGAGAGAGAGAGAGAGAGAGAAGAAAAGAGAAGUUGGGUUUACAAUGCAGAUUUCUAUCAAGACAUUAAAGGGAAAGAGCAUAAACCUAGAAGUCGAAGAUAGCUCCAACACUAUCGACGUUAAGAUCCAUGGGGAGCCGAUGAGUGAACUGGUUUUGCGACUGCGUCCUUCGGGUCAGGGUGAAGCAGCCAUGCGUAUUUUUGUAGUGACUCUCAACGGCAGGAACCAUACCCUUCAGGUUAAGGGAACCGAUACCAUUGGAGAAGUCAAGACUAAAUACUUUGAGAUUGAUGGCACUCCAGUGGACCAGCAGAACAUGAUACUUGCAGGCCUGGCUCUUGAGAACAGUUGGACAGUAGCUGAAUGCGGCAUCAGGCAUGAGUCGACCAUUCACUUGACUCGACGUCUUUGCGGUUGCUAAAAUUUCUCUCUUUUUUUUUUCCCAAUGUUCUUAUCAUAUUAUUCUAAGAUUUGGUGUUCAAUUUAUGAAAUAUUAUGUUUAAUUUC
This is a messenger RNA of Brassica rapa (field mustard), 2756 nucleotides long. Its product is annotated as polyubiquitin-like. The record is from RefSeq and is a predicted model, not a curated record. Gene Ontology annotation, molecular function: protein binding. Lineage: Eukaryota; Viridiplantae; Streptophyta; Magnoliopsida; Brassicales; Brassicaceae.